Messenger RNA from Selaginella moellendorffii, 1814 nucleotides. RefSeq lists its product as uncharacterized. The transcript has 4 exons. Bases 242 to 1687 code for a protein of 481 amino acids. The record is from RefSeq and is a predicted model, not a curated record. NCBI's taxonomy places the organism in Eukaryota, Viridiplantae, Streptophyta, Lycopodiopsida, Selaginellales, Selaginellaceae.
GCUGGGUUUGGUGAAGAUAGAAUGCCUUCACGCGGCAUUUGCGGCCAACAAGAAAUAAUAGGAGGGGUCAAUUUGGUCACCAAACCAUCACAGCUUUUUUCUUUCUUUCCGUUCGUAUCGUAUUUCUACGACGGAUAUUCUUGUCCAUUGGCAAGAACUUUUUUGUUCUUCCCAGCUGUUCUCCAUAUCUCCACAUUCGGUCGAAAAUUCUUCCACCCCGGAGGGAAGAAAUCCAGCUCCAAUGGCGGCCGCGGCGACAGUGAUGAAGAGGGAGCUGGGGUCGUCCGAGGAGAAUUGGACGCGAUGCACAGCCGGCGGCACUGGGAUUGGGAUUUUCGGCAUGGCGCUGCGCCAGAUCGUCCAGACGCCGAGCAUUCUCCUGGCUGCCAAAGCGGUAUGUGAGAAUCACUCAAUGCUGCGAGCGCAACUCGUCCCCGACGCGAAAUCUUCCUCCAAGAAGCUGGCAUUCGAGGUCCGGAGCGUCGAUUCUUUCGCACCAGUGGUGGAAUCACUGCCGUGGCCAGAAGAAGGAACCCUAGGUUCUUGCGAUGGCGACGAAGAAGCGCUCGUCAAGAGCGCGCUGCAGGCGGUGGUGACAAACGAGCUAAAUCUUCCCUUCCACAAGGAGCACAAGGAGCUCGAUCACACCGUGGAUAUCUUCCAAAUCCACGUCUACGAGGAAGCUUCCAGCGGCUCCUCCAUCAUCGUUCUUAGGUUUCACAGCGGCGCUUGCGACAGAUAUUCUUCCUCCACCGCCGCGCAGGAAUUCGUGGCGGCGCUCGAUCGAUGCGUGGAGGCAGGGGUAGAAUGCGAGCGCCAGGAGCAGCAGCGGCAGGAUCGCGAUGGAUUGCUGCCGUGCAUGGAAGAUCUGGUUCCCAAAUCCAAGGCGUCCAAGGGUUUCUUCAAGAAAGGGAUCGAUGCUGUGGGAUACGCGCUCAACUCCUCCAAGAGCGCGCUACUGCCGUUCCAGCCAGGAUUCACGAAGCAGCCACACGCGACGCCGUUUAGAUCCGAGAUCCUGAGCUACAGCCUUGGCAAACCAGGUACUGAGGAUUUCUUUGCGGCUUGCAAGCGUGAGAGCACGACGAUCGCAGCGGCGCUCUCGGCGGCAUUCCUCAAGACCGCCGCCAGCGUCACGAAAGAAAAGAAGCAAGACACAUUCUCCUUCACAAAUGUGCUGGAUUGCCGUGGAUACUUUGAGCCUCCGCUGGACGCCAGCGUUGUGGGGAACUACUCGGCCGGAUUGCCUCACGACGAGCAAGUUAAGGAAGGCGUUCCAUUCUGGGAUCUUGCAAGGCAGAUAUCGUCUUCCACCGAGAAGAACUUGGCAAAGAGCCGCCAUUUCUCCGAGCUCUCCGUGCUUAAUAUGCUUCUAUCCCAGGUGAUCAAGCAUCCGAGCGUUACACCCAGCUCGUCCAUGAGGACAGCACUCUUCACCGUGUUCGUGGACGGACCAACAAAGUGUAGCUGGGGGAACGUGAAGAACCUCAAGCUUGCUGGAACGAUCGGGCCGCUGGCGUCCAUGCACUACGUUGGACCUUGCUUCUCCGUAGCCGAGGCUUUACUUGAUGGUCCGGAGCUCUCUCUCACCUUCGUUUACACGACGCCAAUGUACUCUCGCAGCCAGCUCCAAGACUUGGUAUCCUCGUCGCUUGAUCUUCUCAAGUCUGCGGUUGCUUCCAAUUGAGGUGCUACUUCCAGCUAAGUUUUUUGGAGGGCAUAUCUUUUUCGAGAAACUCGAUUGAUCAAUUAAUCCUUUUGGAGGGCAUAUCUUUUUCGAGAAACUCGAUUGAUCAAUUAAUCCUUUUGGUGUU